UGUGCACUGGUCAGUAGUCGUUACGACACCGCAGCGUAAACAAAUAAAAGAUUGCGUCGACUUGUUCGAUUACAGUUCGAGUGAUUCUCGUGACAAGUGAAAAUUUAUAUAAAUUGCUUAAAGCGAUUGAGUGUUGAGUGAGUUUUUGUUACGUUGAAACCACAAGUGAAAAUAUUACAUAUCAAAAUAAGCGAUUGAGUGUUGUGUUAGCUUUUAUAACGACAUGAACUGUUUGAAGAAAUUGAAAAUCAUGCGAGAAGGGGUCAAUUGGAAGAUUAAAAAAGAUCGAGUCGAAUUUCUCCGACAGCUUUAUCCGUUAGUCGGAGAUUGGAAGGGCAAACUGCCAAAUCUUCGGAAUAUUUUUCGAGGCACAGAAGUGGAUUGGCUUCUCGUCGAGAGUGUGAAAAGCUUGAACAGACUCAAUGCAACUCUAGUUGACCAAUUUAUCGGAUUUGUGGUUAGAACCGGUUACAAAGACGUACAUCAAGUCGAUGCAGACGGCGAUUCAUCGUCGCGUCGUACCACUGCAAUUCACUGGGCAGCUAAAAUAAAUCGCAGUUCGAUCAUUCCGGAUCUGUUUAAAAUAUACGAAAGAUUCGACGUGAAUUACACCGACAAAUCGGGAAUGUCGCAUUUUCACUUGGCCUGCCAGUACGACUGCGUCGACGUCGUUGAGAAAUUUCUCGAGCUCGGUCAAGAUCCGAAUCUGGUCGUGCCCAAAACAGCUGACUCGUCUCUUCACUUGGCCCUUCGACACAAACACAAAAAAGUAGUCGAAUUACUGUUGAUUAAUGGAGCCGAUCCAAAUCUAUCUAACCAAGACGGACUGACAGCUCUGCAUAUCGUGAGCCAAGAAAAACUCGAUGUCGACUUCGCCGAGAUGAUAUUCGAGCUCAGCAACGAAAAAUAUCAUCCGGUGCAAAUUGACGUCCAGGAAAAAGGGGGUGAUACGUCAUUGCACUUGGCUGUGAGAAAAGUCAACAAGAAGGUAGCCGAAUUGCUGCUGAGAAGAGGCGCAAACUUGAAUUUAGUCAAUAAGAGAGGAUCGACUUCUCUGCAUAUCAUUUGCCAGAGACACAACCACGAUGAUGCCGCAACUUUGGAACUAUUCUUCAACAUCAAUGAAGAAGUCAAUGAGUCGGUGCAAAUCGACGCGCAGAAUAAGAAUGGUAACGCAUCGCUACACUUGGCUUUAGACUGCGGCCUGAAGGAGGUGGCCCAAUUUCUGCUGAGAAGAGGCGCCGACCCGCACUUGGCCAACAAAAAUGGAUCGACGCCUUUACACGUUAUUUGCUCUAGAUACUCCGACGAUGAGUCGACGACUUUAUUGUUUAAUUUAUUUUUUGAAGUCACUAAUGACAUGCACCAAACGGUCGAUGUCAAUGCCCGAGACAAGUCGGGCAGUACACCAUUGCAUGACGCUGUCAAUCGCAGCAACAAGAAGAUAACCGAAUUACUGCUUAGAAAAGGCGCCAGUCCGAAUUCGGCCGAUGAGAAUGGAUCAACUCCUUUACACGUCAUUUGCGUAGACGCCUUGGACAAGUCAGGUCGGACACCGCUGCAAGAGGCCGUCGCUAAUUUCAUGCCGAAUUCCGUCGAUAUACUCUUGACUAAUGGCGCCGAUCUAUCUAAAUUCGUUUUUCCCACCGAGAGUGACUUCGACUGUAUAUUCGAAUCGUACUUAGACUUGGGCGAUGAGUACGAUUUCAGAUUGGAACAAGCGUGUGGCGUUCUGGCGUGCGUCGAGCGCCUGGAAAAACACAAAUACGAGAUGGAACGAGUCGGAGCCCUGACGAUCAUGAAAACUUUCGCCAAACACCACAUGUUGAAUAAUUCAGUGGAUAUCAAUAGACACUUAAGUUAUUACAAAAAGUUCGAAGAGUCGUCGAAAAAUCAGAUGAUAAAUCCGAAAUUGUCGCUCUACGACUUGCUUCAGUUACGACCUUCAGAGGCGACCGAAUCAUUCACCAUGAAGGAAUUGAUGUCUCUAGCAAACUCGAAAGAAUUUCAUAUGCACGUAACCUGUACCGAGUUCCUGUGCGAGAUAAAGUACAGAAAAUUCUGCCGUCGUUGGACGUUGGAAUUUUUCUUGUCGCUGACGCGCUAUCAGCUGCCGAUUCUGUGCUGUGACAUGAUCGUCGAUAUGCUGACGAAGGAGGAUUGGUUGAAAAUAUGCCUGGCGGCAGAAAUCGAUGGGAAGGAAUAG
This is a messenger RNA of Trichogramma pretiosum, 2206 nucleotides long. RefSeq names its product ankyrin-3-like. The record is from RefSeq and is a predicted model, not a curated record. NCBI's taxonomy places the organism in Eukaryota, Metazoa, Arthropoda, Insecta, Hymenoptera, Trichogrammatidae. The transcript is spliced from 2 exons. Bases 224 to 2206 code for a protein of 660 amino acids. Gene Ontology annotation, molecular function: protein binding.